GGAAGAGGAGGAGGAGGAGAUGCAGAUGGAGGAAGACAUGGAAGAAGAGGUGGAGGGUAUGGAGAAGACGGAGGAGGAGGAGGAGGAGGAGGAGUUUAAAUUAGACAUCGAGGACCAGGAGGAGGAUGUGUAUCAGUCAGAAGAGGGGGACGAAACUGCGGAGGAGGUCGAGGAGGACAAAGAGACAGAAGAGGAGGACGAUAAUGGGCAGGAGGGCGCGGGAGUGGUCACGGGCCACGGGGCCUCUGCGGCGCGUUCUAAGUCCCUGCCCCGGGAUGUGGUCCAUUGCCAUGCGCAGCCCAGGCACUACACCUACCGUGUCCUGGUCGACCCCAAAACCGGCUGCGUGAUGGUCAGGCGCCGCUGCCUAUGGCCCUCGGGCCCUGCAGCAGAUGCCGUGCCUCCUCAGGGGCAGGAAAACCUGGGAGAGGCAGAUCCUCCCGAGGGCAGAGAACUAGAUUCUCCUGCUGAUUUUAAAUCGGGAAAUGUUGUCCACCACCUUGUGAUGCCAAAGUCCGUAUCAUUCGACAGUAAAGAAGAGAGUGAACAUCAGUAUGAAAACGCUGAUGAAGAGAAAGAGGAUGGAAAUGAGAAACCAGAAGAAGGACCUAAGCUGGAUAUGGUCUCAGCAGAGGGCAGCUCUGGAGAAUACAGCUGGAAGGCAUAAAAAGAAGUGGACAGCAAAAGAAAAGAAGAAUUUGUUCUUCACGGAUAUUCUAGUUUUCAUUAGCCCACAAUACAAAUGUUGUUUCAACGU
Messenger RNA from Lagenorhynchus albirostris (white-beaked dolphin), 757 nucleotides. RefSeq names its product proline-, glutamic acid- and leucine-rich protein 1-like. The coding region runs from base 20 to 667 and encodes 215 amino acids. The record is from RefSeq and is a predicted model, not a curated record. Lineage: Eukaryota; Metazoa; Chordata; Mammalia; Artiodactyla; Delphinidae. The transcript is spliced from 3 exons.